This is a messenger RNA of Populus trichocarpa (black cottonwood), 1112 nucleotides long. RefSeq lists its product as uncharacterized. Lineage: Eukaryota; Viridiplantae; Streptophyta; Magnoliopsida; Malpighiales; Salicaceae. The coding region runs from base 169 to 873 and encodes 234 amino acids. The record is from RefSeq and is a predicted model, not a curated record. The transcript is spliced from 2 exons.
AUCCAAAAAAAUCGCAAUCAUUAUCCAAAACAGAUUUUCUCUUCCCCGCCAACCAAGCAAGUCCAUUCACGCAUCCCCUCAAAGCUUUACCGGAAAAUGGAAAAUUGUCUUUUCACUUUCCUCUAAUUCGAUUCGCUCCUCUCAGGUUCACUCAAAAUCAAUUUUCUAAUGGCUCUUUUCAUUUCACCAGAAAUCUCCACCGCAAAAAUCCUCUUUAACCCUAACCCUAGAAAUCUCAAGAGCCUUAAUGUUCGUGUCAGGGCUAGAAGUGAUGUCAGGGUUUCGGGAUUGAAUCAAAAUGUGAGGCUCUACGGUCAAUUUUCGGUUCCGGUCAAACAAGAAACGAAGAGGACGAACGAGGAAGAGGAGAAGCAGAAUUACUAUGUGAAUAUGGGUUAUGCGAUUAGGACUUUGAGAGAGGAGUUUCCCGGGUUGUUUUAUAGAGAGCUCAGUUUUGAUAUCUACAGGGAUGACAUUGUCUAUAAAGAUCCGAUCAAUACCUUUGGUGGUAUUGAGAGUUAUAAAUCAAUGUUCUGGGCUCUGCGUUUCCAUGGAAGGAUAUUUUUCAGGGCUUUGUGGGUUGACAUCAUUAGUGUGUCACAGCCUGCAGAGAAUGUGAUUAUGGUUCGAUGGACAGUCCAUGGCAUCCCACGAGUCCCAUGGGAGAGUAGUGCUCAAUUUGAUGGCCUGUCUGAGUACAAACUUGACAGCAAGGGGAAGAUCUUUCAGCAUCGGGUCGACAACAUUGCUCUUAAUUCACCUCCAAAGUUUCAUGUGCUGACUGUGGAGGAAUUAAUCCAGGCUGUUGGUUACCCCUCAACCCCAAAACCGACUUAUUUUGAAGUUUCGCCUUCCUUUUUAAAGACUAAUUAGAGUUUCCAAAGUUAUCACCAAAUUUUGGCAUACGAUGGACUAAAUAUAUAGCUCGAGUUUGGUACCCCCUUCUCGACUUUUGGUAUCCCCUUGUUUGUAUAAAAAAUUGAGAUUAGUUUUUUAGUAUAUUGCAAAUUCUGUAUGAGGGUGAUAUUUAGCUGUGGCAAUUAUUGUAUUUUUGAGUGUAUAAGAAUUGCAUAAUCUUGUGUAUAUGAAUUAAAUGCAAGGUCAGAGUAGCA